Molecule: messenger RNA, 842 nt
Organism: Harpegnathos saltator (Jerdon's jumping ant)
Lineage: Eukaryota; Metazoa; Arthropoda; Insecta; Hymenoptera; Formicidae
Gene: Cpr49Ah
Product: cuticular protein 49Ah
Exons: 4
Coding region: 139-681 (180 amino acids)
Cellular component (GO): chitin-based extracellular matrix
Molecular function (GO): structural constituent of chitin-based larval cuticle
Source: RefSeq, a predicted model, not a curated record
GUGAGAGUCGGUAUAAAAGGGGAUUUCUUUCCUCUCCCGGGAUCGCAGUCGAUCUCGCUCGUUUGCGACUAUCUCUCCGUGCGUCGGACGUUUUACGUUGAUCCCGAGUCGUACGAGGUGCACAUUUCGCGAGACAGGAUGAAGUACAUGGUGUUAGCGAUGAUUCUCGGCCUGGCUGUGGCUCAGGAGCCGAAUUAUCACGGGCGCAACUACCAGCAGGACGAUGGACAAGUGGCUGAUAGCAGACGGCCUACAUCCACUACGCCCAUCCCGAUCCUCCAUUGGAAUAAGCAGCAAGAGCACGACGGAACCUACAAGACUAGUUACGAAACGGGCAACAACAUCAUCGCCGAGGAAAGCGGCUACAUCAAGACCAUCGGCGAAGGUGAAGACCGGGCGGAGGCGAUCGUGCAGCAGGGCACUUUCUCGUACACGAGUCCCGAGGGACAGCUGAUCACCAUUCACUACACCGCCGACGAGACCGGCUUUCACGCGCAGGGUGAUCACAUUCCCACGCCGCCGCCCGUCAGCGAGGAGAUUCAGAAAGGCCUCGACCUCAUCUACGCGGGCAUCCGUCAGCAAGAGGAGGAAGAAGCCCGUGCCGCGGCCCAAAAAACUCAUCAGCCGUUGAACCAACAGGUCGACAGGCGGGAUGACUACGACAGGAAGUACCGGCAGUGAGACCGGAGCACUGUCGGUGCUCUUCAGCAAUACAUAUCCGCAGCACUGUAUCGUACUUAUUAAGAAGUAGCGAUUAAGUUGUUAAGUUACGUUAUCCCCCUCGCUCUCCAAAUACACUCUCCAUUGUGUGUACAUUUGUAAUAAGAGACAUCGAGAUACUA